Molecule: messenger RNA, 5028 nt
Organism: Tachyglossus aculeatus (Australian echidna)
Lineage: Eukaryota; Metazoa; Chordata; Mammalia; Monotremata; Tachyglossidae
Gene: TMTC2
Product: transmembrane O-mannosyltransferase targeting cadherins 2
Exons: 12
Coding region: 1-2514 (837 amino acids)
Biological process (GO): protein O-linked glycosylation via mannose
Cellular component (GO): endoplasmic reticulum membrane
Molecular function (GO): protein binding; mannosyltransferase activity
Source: RefSeq, a predicted model, not a curated record
AUGAUCGCAGAGGGCCUGAGCGGCGCCCUGGGGCUCCUCCUCUACCUCAACACCCUCAGCGCCGAUUUCUGCUACGAUGACAGCCGUGCCAUCAAGACAAAUCAGGAUCUCCUCCCUGAAACACCCUGGACCCACAUUUUCUACAAUGAUUUCUGGGGGACCCUUCUGACACACAGUGGCAGUCACAAGUCCUACCGGCCUCUCUGCACUCUGUCUUUUCGCUUUAACCAUGCCGUUGGAGGUCUCGAUCCCUGGAGCUACCAUCUCGUAAAUGUCCUGUUACACGCUGCGGUUACGAGCCUCUUUACGAGUUUCUCCAGGAUACUGCUGGGGGAUGGAUCUUGGACCCUGCUCGUUGGGUUACUCUUUGCUUCUCACCCAAUCCACACCGAGGCAGUAGCCGGCGUCGUGGGAAGGGCCGACGUCGGGGCCUCUCUCUUCUUCCUGCUCUCCUUGCUGUGCUACGUUAAACACUGCUCCACGAGAGGCUGUUCCCUCCAGACGUGGGGUUGGUUUUUGGGGGCAGGACUGUGUGCCGGCUCCAGUAUGUUGUGGAAGGAACAAGGAGUGACCGUUCUUGCAGUCUCGGCAGUGUACGAUGUAUUUGUUUUUCACAAGCUCAGAAUGCACCAGAUCGUACCUUCUAUUUACAAAAGGCAGAAUGGGUCCCUUUUCCUCAGCGUUGGCCUCUUGGCCCUUUGGGGAGCCACGCUGUUGGGUGCUCGAUUAUAUUGGAUGGGCAACAAGCCGCCAAGCUUCUCCAACUCGGACAACCCCGCCGCUGACUCCGACAGUGCCCUCGUGCGCACCCUCACCUUCCUUUACCUGCCAACCAAGAACCUGUGGCUGUUGUUGUGCCCGGACACCCUCAGCUUUGACUGGUCCAUGGAUGCCGUGCCUCUUCUCAAGACGGUGGGUGACUGGAGGAACCUACACACUGUGGCCUUCUAUACCGGACUCCUCUCUCUCACCUACUUCAGUUUGAAGCGUCUGAGCCCAGGGAAAGAAUGCAACGGGAAAGCCAUAUCAAACGGCAGACAGAACACCAAUGGGCACAGCUGCCACUCAGAUGGGGAUUACAGGAACUCGGAGAUGAAGCUCAGCUUUUUCACAUCAAAAGUAGAAAACGGCAUCAAGAGUCACGCCACCCAGAAACCGCAACUUCCUUCAACGGAGAAUGUUGUCAUUCUGGCUCUAACUAUGUUAAUAGUGCCCUUUAUGCCUGCCACGAACCUGUUUUUCUAUGUAGGCUUUGUAAUAGCAGAGCGUGUGCUAUAUAUUCCCAGUAUGGGUUUCUGUCUUCUGAUUACAGUGGGGGCCAGAUCCCUUUAUGUCAAAGUCCAAAAGCGAUUUCACAAGGACUUGAUUUUCUACGCCAUGGCCACGUUAAUCGUUUUCUACGGACUGAAGACUGCUGUCAGGAAUGGGGACUGGCAAAAUGAGGAGAUGCUCUAUAGGUCUGGAAUAAAAGUCAACCCAGCCAAAGCAUGGGGUAACCUUGGAAAUGUUCUCAAGAGCCAGAGCAAGAUUUCUGAAGCUGAAAGCGCCUAUAGAAACGCUUUGUUCUACCGCAGCAACAUGGCCGAUAUGCUCUAUAAUUUAGGAUUACUUCUACAAGAGAACAGCAGAUUUUCAGAAGCUCUACAUUACUAUAAACUGGCAAUUGGUAGCAGGCCUACAUUAGCUUCUGCAUAUUUAAAUACCGGCAUUAUCCUAAUGAAUCAAGGGAAGACUGAGGAAGCUCGUCGGACAUUCUUGAAAUGCUCAGAUAUCCCCGAUGAAAACUUGAAGGAUCCUCAUGCCCACAAGAGCUCCGUAACCAGCUGCCUUUAUAAUUUAGGAAAGCUUUAUCACGAGCAAGGACAUUAUGAGGAUGCACUUGGGGUAUAUAAGGAGGCAAUUCAGAAAAUGCCAAGGCAAUUUGCACCACAGAGCUUGUACAACAUGAUGGGUGAAGCCUACAUGCGUCUGAACAAACUGCCUGAAGCUGAACAUUGGUAUGUUGAAUCUCUGCGAUCAAAGACUGACCAUAUUCCAGCACAUCUCACAUACGGCAAGCUCCUAGCUCUGACAGGACGCAAGGCUGAGGCUGAAAGGUUUUUCUUGAAGGCUAUUCAGCUGGAUCCAACCAAGGGAAACUGUUACAUGCAUUACGGCCAAUUUCUUCUCGAAGAAACUCGCCUGAUAGAAGCAGCAGAGAUGGCAGAGAAAGCAGCUGAGCUGGACAGCACUGAGUUUGACGUGGUCUUCAAUGCGGCUCACAUGCUCAGACAAGCCAGCCUCAAUGAAGCAGCUGAGAAAUAUUACGACCAGGCAGCCAGACUGAGACCCAAUUAUCCAGCUGCCCUGAUGAACCUCGGAGCCAUUCUUCACCUCAACGGGAAGCUCCGAGAGGCCGAAACAAACUAUCUUCAAGCCCUCCAACUUAAACCCGAUGAUGUCAUCACACAGUCCAAUCUCCGCAAACUCUGGAAUAUUAUGGAGAAGCAAGGGUUAAAGACAUCCAAAACAUGACCCCCGAGGCUGGAAGCUUCUUUCCUUUUUUUUUUUCUAAAUUUCAGCCGACUUAAAUAAAAAACAGAACUUCCAGGAAGCGAUGCGUUGAGAGAACCCCGGGGAUGUGGUAGUCUGAGCUGGGGACCGUCUCGACUUCGGAGAGGGAAUGAACUCCACAAUUGGGCUCCCCAAUUUUGCCAAAAAGGAAACUUUGGAAACCUCACGAAGGAUUUAAUUAAAAACCCACAAAAAAUGCAACCCCAGCUCAAAAAGCAGGUUGCUAUGACCUUCUUGAUAAGGGAUCAGUCACUUAAAUUUACUCAUUAUUGUGCAGGUCCUUGAAAAUCAUGUUUUACCUAAAGCACUGUGAGAGGAUUUGUAGCAUGGAUCCAGCCCUGUGAAAAGAUAAAACCGUAGCCUAAACUGAUCCAAAGACUGUAGUGAUGUUAAAUGGGCACAAAAUCCCAUUUUUAUAUGCAGUUGGUCUUAAUGCUGCCGAAUCUACUGGUGUGCACAGCAUGCCCAUUGAUUUCACAAAUUUACAAACCUAGUUUGUGAAGAUAAGUCAGUUGGGCUUAAAAUACGGCAUCCGCAGUGGUUAGUGACAAACGCGGGUCAUUGUUUCCUUGUUUCGAGGUCAGUGACUUUUGAAAGGUGUUGGCUUCGCUGUCUGAGAAAUCAACAGCCAAGCCUAGUUCACCCUGUUGUACAAAGGAGCCUCAAAGGCAUCAUGCAUUGUUUGUGAGACAUUUGUCCCUUUAAACAUUUAACCAAAUCGUUUCUAACCUGAUUUUCAUUUUGAAACCUUAAAACACUGUGUUGGAUUCCCAUCAAAGUCCUGUCAAAGGUGAGUCGGUUUAACCUGAGCUCCUUAGAAAUGCUUAUUGGCUUGGACUCAACAAAAAUACAACUGGAAGGAAAUUUGUAAAUAAUCACUUGUGCAAACGUUUGCAAAUGGAACUAAUAACCAGCAUCUAUUCAGAAGAGGAAAGAUGUUUUGUACUUCCCAGAAGGAACUGCCUUAUUCGAAAGUGAAGAGACCAAGUGGUAUGGGUAAUAUUGGUGGUCAGUUAAUGUAGGGAAUAGAGUGUAAACCUUCUCGGAGUGCUUAAAAUGCACCAAAGCAGCAGUGCUGUUAAAUUUCUAAGGGAUUCUUUACAUUUUAGAUUUAUUUACUCUUAUUUAAUUGUUUGACUUUUCUAAGAAAACUUCAUAAUUUAUUUCAAGCUGCAAGUAUUAUGGUGUUAGCCUGCAUUUUCUAGGUGAUCUGCUAAUUUUUUCCUACUUAAAAAAAAUUUAAUUUUCAAAAUAAAAAUCUGCUAUGUUACUUACCUAUCUAAUGGCCUCCACUUUCAGUGGUCAUUUCACGGGAAAAGGAUAUAUGUAAUGGAGAACAUUUUCAGACAUUUCCUUAAGAUGCAUUCAAACUUUGUACUAAAAAGCUUUCCUGUAGAAUACCAGACUACCCCUAAAUACGUGUUGAAAAAACUACAAUGCUGUAUGUAUUUAUUUAUUUAUUAUUCAACAGUAGCAAAACAACAACAAUCAUUAAGCCAGUAUUUUACAGUUUAUACUACUUUUUUUAUGUCUUUCACAUUUUCUUUUUAUUUGGCUACUUUAUGUGCUGGAAAGAAAAUAGGAUGUCUCCAGAAAUAGCUGUACAGUCUCUGAAGAAAAAGGCUUUUGAUCUUUAUGGAAACUCUUUGGGAGAAAUGAUUUUUAAAUAGCUUUCAUAACGUGUGGCAUUGACUUUUCUUUCUUUGUUAAUAAUGCCAAGUUUAACGAGUGACUUUGGGGAUGGGAUUAUUCAAAGGGCCUAUUCAUGGAAUAUUUCUACAUUAUUUUAAUGAGCGAUUUGAUUAAUGUUCACAUCACCCAGGCCCAGUACUUUUGUAGUCACUUGUUAGCCCGUGGUAAAAGCAUAAGUGAUGGGAUGAAAUAUAUUCUUCCCUUUUUCUCGGAAAUUUACAGAAUGAGUUAAUUUAAGGCUCUGGAUGCAAUCGACUAACUGUGGUAUCACGCAGCUUUAUUUAUUUAAGUAGGUAUUGAACUUCAGUGGCUUCCUGGUUAUAACCUUUCACUGUCUGUUUCUUCCCUUCCUUUCAAAACGUCGGUUCUUGUUCAGAAAGUUCCACUGAUUGCAUAUCAGUUGCUCCACACUGACACAGUUUUCAAGCAGCUGUGCUAUGUAGGUCUGGGUCUAAAGAUGAAUGAAAAUCUAACAAGAUUGUCCCUGACACAUUCUAGUGCAGGGCUGGGCUUGAUAACUAACUUUUUGGGGAAAAAAAAACAGUUGAAAACUCGGUCAAAAAUAUGUGUCUCUGCUCAGGGAUUUAUGGUGGACUAUUGUAGACAGUGCUAAAAAGAGCACAAGGCAAGUUUACUAAAUUAAAAUUUUAUUUUUUGAGAAACUGUUAUUUGUAUAAAUUAUCAAGAUUUGUAGACUUUCCUUUUGUAGAGAUAAUUGUUUUAUGUGCCAGAGAAGAGAACUUCAAUUUUGUUUUCAACAAUAAAGCCUUGAUAACAAAUACA